AACACAGAAAGGAACUGUAUGUAAAUGAGAUGCAUUGCAGGGAUAUACACCAGAACAACCCUCUGGGAGUACAGGAAUGGGUACUGUUAGAGGAAUUGGAUUGGAGUCAGGGCUGUCCUGGAAUCUUAGCUGUGCCCCUUAACUAGCUGUGUGACACUGGGCAAGUUGCUUAACUUCUCUGAGCCUUAGUUUUCUCAUCUGAAAGUGGUUAUUAUGAGGGCAGUGAAAUAAUGACAGGCCAGGCUCACAGUGUCUGUUGCAUAGUCAGUGUUGAGUAAAUGGCACCUGUUAUAAUUGUUUUUAUUAUCACCAUACAAAGAAAAAGGCAGUGCAGCUAGAAACAAUGUGAUAUGUGCACCAACACCCCUUGUUGGCGGUGCUCCUAGCACACCCCUGGAUGAGCGCUGUAUUCACAAGCCUGUCUCCCACCAAAGACUAAGGGGUUCCUUGACUCUUGGGAGUUUGAUUCUUCCUUCACUCUUUAUGUGCCCCCAGUCUGGCUCAGUGCCAGGUAUACAGUAGGUGGUCCAUAUGUGUUGAAUAAGUCAAGGAAUGAAUAAGAGAAGCUCUCUGUUACUAAGCUAAAUAUCUUUUUUAGAAUUUAUGUAAUAAUCAGAUUUAAAAGAAUGUAUCAACAAAGUGUUUUUGGCACAAAGCUCUCUUAUAUAAGGCAAAUGAGUGACUGUCAAUCAGAUGUUGAGCACCUAAUAGGUUCAGUUUGUUGCUAGGAUACAAAUAUAUUAAUUUGAGCCCUGAACUAAUUUGCAGUCUAGCUGGACAUACAAAACAAACAUGUAGGAAGAUACAUUGUACAAAAUCAGCACCUCUCUCUACAGUAUCUCGCACUGCUGAUAAACUCUUUUCAACACUGCAAGGUUAUUUGAUAAAUAAUAUUACAGAAAAUAUCCUAAUGUCGUUAUGGCCUGAUUUGCUGGUGGAAUCAUAGAGGCAGUUAAUAUGUGUGGAUGAAGGAAGAACCAGAUUCUAGUACACAUAGUGAAAUUCAAAUAGGAAGAAUAUUAACUGAAAAGAAAUGAGAUUUUUCUGCAGGUUUUGAAUGUACCAACAAAGUUGUAGAGACGACAAAGUGGACAUAAAGUACUUAGACACCCAGAAGAAAUGGGUUAAGAGAUUUUAGGACAAGUGGAAUAUUUUUGUUAAAUGGAAGUAGUGUUAUUUUCUCUAUGCAGUGUGGCAAGGGCUGCCUGCCCGCCCUCACUCACACUGGACUCAGCGCGAUUCUUUGGACCAGGAGAUUGAAGAGAGUCCCAACUCACUCAAUGUGACCUAGAAGACCCCUACUCCGUUUGGUGAGAGAAGCCGAAGAGAUUUAUCCUGGACGGUGGAACAAAAAGAAGAAUAUUGAUGGAUUUUAAACCGCAGUUUUUAAAGCAUUUGAGAUUACUGAGGAAAUAACUUCUUCUCCUGCACCGCAUAUAUAGGUUAAGGUUGUUUCUGAUGCAGCUGAGAAAAAUGCAGAGCAUCAAGAAGGAGCAGGCAUCUCUUGAUGCUGGUAGCAGCGUGGACAAGAUGAUGGUGCUUAAUUCUGCCUUAUCCGAAGUCUCCGAAGACUUGACGACAGGGGAAGAGCUCCUUCUCAAUGAAGGAAGUGUGGGGAAAAACAAAUCUUCAGCAUGUCGGAGGAAACGGGAAUUCAUUCCCGACGAGAAGAAAGAUGCCAUGUAUUGGGAAAAGAGGCGGAAAAAUAACGAAGCUGCCAAGAGGUCUCGGGAGAAGCGUCGACUGAAUGACCUGGUUUUGGAGAACAAACUCAUUGCACUGGGAGAAGAAAACGCCACUUUAAAAGCUGAACUGCUUUCCCUAAAAUUAAAGUUUGGUUUAAUUAGCUCGACAGCCUAUGCCCAGGAGAUUCAGAAACUCAGUAAUUCCACAGCUGUGUAUUUUCAAGACUACCAGACUUCCAAAUCCACCGUGAGCGCCUUUGUGGAUGAGCACGAGCCCUCGAUGGUGGCCAGCAGUUGCAUUUCUGUCAUCAAGCACUCUCCACAGAGCUCUCUGUCUGAUGUUUCGGAAGUGUCCUCGCUAGAACAUUCGCAGGAGGGCCCUGGGCAGAGUGGCUGCAGAAGCCCAGAAAGCAAGUUCCAGGUCAUCAAGCAAGAGCCGAUGGAACUGGAGAGCUAUGCCAGGGAGCCCAGAGAUGACCCGGGCACCUACCGAGCGGCCGUGUACCAGAACUAUAUGGGGAAUUCUUUUCCUGGCUACUCACACUCUCCCCCUCUGCUGCAGGUCAACCGAUCCUCCAGUAACUCUCCAAGGACAUCAGAAACCGAUGAAGGUGCAGUAGGAAAGUCAUCCGAUGGAGAAGACGAGCAGCAGGUUCCCAAGGGCCCAAUCCACUCUCCCGUCGAACUUCAGCGUGUCCACGCCACAGUGGUUAAAGUUCCAGAAGUGAACUCCUCUGCCUUGCCGCACAAGCUUCGGAUUAAAGCCAAAGCCAUGCAGAUAAAAGUGGAAGCCUUCGAUCAUGAAUUUGAUGGCACACAAAAACUUCCUUCGCCUGUUGACAUGACGUCUAAGAGACAUUUCGAACUUGAGAAGCAUAAUGCCCCCAAUCUGGUACAUUCUUCUCUCACUCCCUUUUCAGUGCAAGUGACUAACAUUCAAGAUUGGUCUCUCAAAUCUGAACACUGGCAUCAAAAAGAACUUAAUGGCAAAACUCAGAGUAGUUACAAAACUGGAGUGGUCGAAGUGAAAGACAAUGGUUACAAAGUCUCUGACCCAGAGAAUUUGUUUUUGAAGCAGGGGAUAGCCAACUUGUCUGCAGAGGUGGUCUCACUUAAAAGACUUAUAGCCACACACCAAAUCUCUGCUUCGGACUCUGGGUAAAAUUACUACUGAACAAGCUCUGGGCAUUUAGAGAUGUCAUUUACAAUAGAUAGUACAUUUUGUAUUAGGCUGAAUUUUCACUGGACUUGUGAUGUCAUUUCACUGUAAUGUUCACAUGUUGACUGUUGGGUGUCUUUCUGUGCACAAAUUAUUAUGAAGAUUAGACUGUGUUAUCACUCUGCCUUGUGUAUAGUCAAAUAGACCAUUGCAAAGGCUGUAUAUAUUGAACAUUAUUUUUGUUGUUCUAUUAUAAAGUGUGUAAGUUACCAGUUUCAA
Messenger RNA from Globicephala melas (long-finned pilot whale), 3123 nucleotides. RefSeq names its product nuclear factor, interleukin 3 regulated (gene NFIL3). Gene Ontology annotation, molecular function: DNA-binding transcription factor activity; DNA binding. Gene Ontology annotation, cellular component: nucleus. NCBI's taxonomy places the organism in Eukaryota, Metazoa, Chordata, Mammalia, Artiodactyla, Delphinidae. The record is from RefSeq and is a predicted model, not a curated record. Gene Ontology annotation, biological process: circadian rhythm; transcription by RNA polymerase II; immune response.